AUUUGUGUAUCUCAGUCGAGGAACUCAAAAUGUGUCGCGGAUUACUAACACUAAUGUCUUGGGCAUGGAUCAGCUUGAUACUGUCGGGCUCCGUGUUGGGUUUUAGCACCCAAUAUCGUGGCAAUACCCAACAUCCAACUAUACCGGAGCAUUGCUACUAUGCUGAACUGGAACUGGCUGUCCGGCGCAAUGAUACCUCAUUUCCGGUCGAUGUUCCGCACUUUUGUGCCCAAGUGCAUUGUCGGGAUGAUUAUGUGCUGAUGAUCAAGCACUGCGACCGCAUCCAGUUGGCCAAUGGCUGUGUUUUCACAAGCAACGACUACUCGCUACCCUAUCCGGAUUGCUGUGCCCGACUUGAAUGCGACUAGUGAUUAUAUAUUGAUAUAUAUAUAUAUAUAUAUAUAUAUAUAGUGAUUGAACAUUGAUUAUAUUAUAUUUGAUAUUUUGUUAAUUCUUUUAUGUACAUCUUAUAUCGAUUGAGGUUCACAGUUCGAAUCCUUUGUUUCGUGUGUAUUCCAAUAAUGAAAUUUAUUAUAUUUUA
Molecule: messenger RNA, 541 nt
Organism: Drosophila grimshawi
Lineage: Eukaryota; Metazoa; Arthropoda; Insecta; Diptera; Drosophilidae
Exons: 3
Coding region: 30-368 (112 amino acids)
Source: RefSeq, a predicted model, not a curated record